ACAUCCACGGACCAGCCGCCAUGUUGGAGCUCUGCAAACAAUCCGACCAGAACAGGAAGCCAGAAAACCUGCUGGCCCAAAGUUUCGUUUCAGCGCUGAAGUUUCAAUCCCGGGAAAAUGAAACUUAAGGUUCGCCUGACUGAAGCGACGUCGCUCUUCUUCUCUAUAAACUUGCUCUAUAACCUUCGCUCGUCAUCGCGUGACGUCAUCCCUACAAUAAACCUCCGUGCGAUCAUUCUGCAGCUGCGCCUCUUACAGACCGCCGGAGAAAAACCUCCAGAAGAGACACAAACCUCCAGAAGAGACACAAACCUCCAGAUCUACAGAGAAAACAGCUGGAAGAUGAGUUCUCCUCAGAGUUUGCAGUCCAGACUGAAGGCCUUGGAGAGCCACUUCACCUGGGAUCUGACCCCCAGCAGGGACAAACUGUCCCGUAUCAGGGAUAAGCUGGAGGACAUCGGCACUGAGGAGGGGAACUUCUGGCUGGGUCACGUCUACAACCUGCUGGGCUUCAUCCAGUACCAGCUGGGCUCCUCUGAAGACGCCCUGAACCUCUUCAACCGGGCCGCUGAGACCUUCCAGAGGCAGAAAAACGCUGAUGAAGGUCCCUGGUUGAUGGUGAACUUUGGGAAUCUGGCCUGGCUGCACCAUCACCUGGGAGAAGAUGAGAAGAGUGAAGACUACCUGUCAAAGGUCGACGGUCUGAUGAGGAAGAAGAAGGGAGAUCUCUACCCAGAGGUAUUAGCUGAAAAGGCCUGGACCCUGAUGAAGUUUGAUAAAGAGAAGGAGCAGCAGGCUUUAGAGCUCUUCCAGAGAGCCAUCCGGAUGCAGCCGGACACCGUGGAGUGGCGGAGCAGCCGUAUGAUCGGGCUGCUGAGCACCUUCAAGCACAGCUGGGUGGAACCAGAGCCUGACAUCUGGGAGGACCUAAGGGUAGCCAGAGAAGAAGAUCCAGAAAACUUGUACCUUGCUGCUGUGGACCUGAAACAACGAGCCAAGAGAGGCGAGCGAGUUAAAGAGGAAGCACAGGAGUUGUCCGAGAAGAUUUUACUGAACCCUGUCAGCAGCCACAGUGGCAUCAAACCGCUCCUGAGGAUCUACAGACAAAUUGAAUCCUACGACGAUGCGAUCGACGUGGCAGAAAGGGCCCUGACGAAGGAUCCAGAUUCCCGGUAUCUGAAGAGAUGUGCUGCUCUUGUCUACAAAUGGAAGAUCGUUUUUUCCAGAGAUGGUCGCCCAAGCCAAAGAACCUUUGACCGAGGAAUCGGCUUGUUGGAGGAUGUCAUCUCUUGCUACCCUUCUUGUUUACCAAAGAAGUUGGACUUUGCAAGUGUGUGGGCCAAGUCCGGUCGUGGGCUGAUGAAACCAGAUCAGAUCUACAAGGAGUUGCUGCAGAAAUCUUUGGAUCCUGCAGACCAACAGUGUGUUUACAACUACUACGCCAAGUACCUCCACUUCGACCGGCAGGAAAGGAACAGGUCGAUUGAGUAUCACAUGAAGGCUGCAGCCAUUAACCACGAGUCUUUCUCCCGGAUGAACAGCAUUCAGGCACUGGAAAAGAUCCGAGACCGCGGACGGUCCAGAAUGUGCCCAGAGAUCCAAGAGUUUCUGGAAAACCUGGAAGGUGUCCAGACUGUGUGAAAGCCAGACUUUCAAAGAUCAGAUCCAAUGAUCCUUCUGACCGUCGGAAUAAUAUUCUAGUUCUAACCCCUUAAUCCCUGAAUUUAUAUCUAAUUGUGCAUAAAUUUAAUUACUGGUGUUUUUGCUGUCAGAUGGAUGUGAAAUUACUUAGAUAACAAAUUUUAACUUUGCACCUAUCAGAGUAAAUUUAGGUACGAUGCUAAUUAGAUCUAUGAGGAACUUAAGGAAUGAAACAGAUUGAGCAUUAACAGAUUCAAUAAAAUCACAGGAAAACUGAACAAUCAAGAUUUUGAAAAAUCAAAAUAUGUUUCUGAACAACUGUUGCUUUUUCAUCAAUAAACUAUUUCAAAUACA
Messenger RNA from Xiphophorus maculatus (southern platyfish), 1995 nucleotides. Its product is annotated as interferon-induced protein with tetratricopeptide repeats 1-like. The transcript has 2 exons. The record is from RefSeq and is a predicted model, not a curated record. Gene Ontology annotation, cellular component: cytosol. Gene Ontology annotation, biological process: defense response to virus. Bases 118 to 1641 code for a protein of 507 amino acids. Gene Ontology annotation, molecular function: protein binding. NCBI's taxonomy places the organism in Eukaryota, Metazoa, Chordata, Actinopteri, Cyprinodontiformes, Poeciliidae.